ACAAAAUAAAUUAAAGCUCUACAACUCCAUGACAAACCAUCAGCUGUUGGAAUGAUCAAGGAGCCACUGGGGAUGAAUGGCAUCACACUGAAUAUCGCCAUCACAGGGGAAACUGGUUCUGGCAAAUCCACCUUUGUUAAUGCCUUCAGAGGUGUGAGUGAUGAUGAUGAGGGAGCUGCUCCGACUGGUGUUACAGAAUGCACCAUGGAGGUUAAAGAAUACUUCCAUCCAAACUAUCCAAAUGUUAAAUUCUGGGAUCUUCCUGGAGUUGGUACCCCAAAUUUUCCAUCUGACACGUACCUGGAAAGUGUUGGAUUUGAGAAGUUUGACUUCUUCAUCAUCAUCUCAGCUGUUCGGUUCAAAGAGAAUGAUGUGAAACUCGUGCAGGAGAUUCAGAGGAUGAAGAAAAAGUUCUACUUUGUUUGCUCAAAAACUGAUGACGUUAUAAAUGCUGAGAGAAAAAAGAGAGACUUCAGUGAAGAGGAGACUCUGACAAAAAUCAGAGACGACUGCGUUCAAGAUGAGCGACCUCGUUCAGAUGCAAAAUAACACAGGUCUGAAAAAAAUUUCAGCUGCAUGGGAUAUUUUUGUUAAAUGUCAUGUUUUUUAUGGUGCUGAAUCCAAAAAUGAUCUCCAUGUCCCUCCAUCACGUACAGUUUCUUUGCAAAACAUGAGGAGCUUACAUUAAAAAAGCAUAACAGCGAUGAAAAAAAAUCAAUGUUUUAUUACAAUUAAUUAUGCAUAACUGUUCUGAGAUUCAUUAACAAAAUUAACCUGUUGGGACAUGAUCAUCUGAUUUCUUCAUACCGCCAAACACAACAACCCC
Messenger RNA from Pundamilia nyererei, 826 nucleotides. RefSeq names its product interferon-inducible GTPase 1-like. The transcript has a single exon. The record is from RefSeq and is a predicted model, not a curated record. The coding region runs from base 52 to 549 and encodes 165 amino acids. Lineage: Eukaryota; Metazoa; Chordata; Actinopteri; Cichliformes; Cichlidae. Gene Ontology annotation, molecular function: GTP binding. Gene Ontology annotation, cellular component: membrane.